CACCACUCACAAGAAGACAGAUCAUAAGUAAUCUCACCUCAUUUUACAUGGAGAAUACUCUUCCUCAUAAUUUCCUUGUACUUCUUCUUCUGCUGCUACAUCCUCUAUUUUUUUUCAUCUCAUCAUUCAAAGGCAGAAAUGAUCAAACCAAACCCAACUUCCCUCCUGGUCCUCCUAAGCUACCAAUCAUUGGAAACUUGCACCAACUUAUUGCAAAACAGCCUCAUCAAGCACUGUCACAACUAUCCAAUAUAUAUGGUCCAGUCAUGCUUCUACAAUAUGGCCGUGUACCAACAGUUGUAAUAUCCUCCGUUGAAGCUGCGGAACAAGUCUUAAAAACACUUGAUGUUGUGUUCUGUAAUAGAAUUCAACUUGCUGGACGAAAACGUCUUUCAUAUAAUUAUGUAGAUAUGGCUUUAGCACCUCAUGGAGAGUACUGGAGAGAAGUUCGAAAAAUAUGUGUCCUUGAACUGUAUAGUAAGAAAAGGGUGCAAUCUUUUAAGGCAGUCAGGGCGGAGGAAGUUGCUGUUGUAAUUGAUUCAAUAUCAUUUUCUUCAAAUACUACUCCUGUUAACGUUUUUGAAAAGUUAACAAGUUUUACACAUAAAACAAUCUGUAGAGUUGCUUUUGGUAGCACAACUGGUCAAAGUAGGUCUAGGAACCAUUUUGAUAAUGGAAGACUUAUAAAAGUUCUUUGUGAAGUCGCCGCUUUGACUAGUUUGUAUGCAUCUGACUUCUAUCCCGAGGUAAGUUGGAUUAUUGAUAGGAUCACUGGAAUCCAUGGUAAAAAAGAAAAAUGCUUUCAAGAUCUAGACAAUUUCUUACAACAGAUCAUAGACGAACAUGACAACCGGCCGGAGCGACUGAAACCGGAACAAGAAGAUAUCAUAGACGUUUUGCUAAAACUAAAGAAGGAUCACACGAGUACAAUUCAUCUCACUGACGACCAUAUUAAAGCAAUUGUGUUGAAUGUGUAUCUUGGUGGAGUAGACACAACAACUGGAGUAAUGACUUGGGUAAUGGCAGAACUAGCUAAAAAUCCCGAAGCAAUGAAAAAAGUUCAAGAAGAGAUUAGAAGCUACGUGGGAUCAAAAGGAAAGGUAGAAGAAUCAGAUCUUGAUAAUUUCUCAUUCUUAAAAAUGGUAAUUAAAGAAACUCUAAGGUUGCAUCCAAUACUUCCAUUACUUGCAAGAAAAAGCAUGAUUCGCUGUAAAAUUGAUGGUUACGACAUAUAUCCGAGCACAUGGAUCCUAAUAAAUUCAUGGGCGUUGGGAAGAAAUCCACAGUAUUGGAAAAAUCCCGAAAAAUUCUUGCCAGAGAGAUUUAAGGAUAGCUCCCUUGAUUUUGUCGAAAAUCAAAAGUUCGAAUACAUGCCUUUUGGGGGAGGUCGAAGGAUUUGCCCUGGAUUGAAUAUGGGAAUUGUCUUAACAGAGCUUGUCCUCGCCAAUAUUCUGUACACUUUCGAUUGGGAAUUUCCAAAAGGAUUGAAGGCAGAAGACCUAAACAUGGAAGAGUCAUCAGUGAGUAGGUAUCCUCUCGAGCUUGUACCCAUCAAGUAUGUUGCUGGAAAAUCCGAUUAAGAGAAAAAGAAUUUGAUUUUAAAUGUGUAUUACUAUAUAUAUCGUGUGCUAGAUAUAUAAUGCAUGAUAGCAUGGUUGUUCAUGUGCUAAAUAUAUAAUGCAAGAUAUUGCAUGGGUGAUUGUGUGCUAAACAUAUAGGAAUAUGGUUGAUUGUUUG
Molecule: messenger RNA, 1737 nt
Organism: Papaver somniferum (opium poppy)
Lineage: Eukaryota; Viridiplantae; Streptophyta; Magnoliopsida; Ranunculales; Papaveraceae
Product: cytochrome P450 71B26-like
Exons: 2
Coding region: 48-1580 (510 amino acids)
Molecular function (GO): iron ion binding; oxidoreductase activity, acting on paired donors, with incorporation or reduction of molecular oxygen; heme binding
Source: RefSeq, a predicted model, not a curated record